AUGACCGUCCACGACAAGGCUCUAGAGAUUUGCCAGCAGAGGAACUUCGUAGAGGAAACCGUCUUCCUGCUCAGCAGGAUGGGGAACUGCAGACGAGCCCUGCAGAUGAUCAUGGAGGAGCUGGCCGACGUGGACAAAGCCAUCGAGUUCGCCAAAGAGCAAGACGACGCCGAGCUCUGGGAAGAUCUCAUCUCGUACUCUAUCGACAAACCACCGUUCAUCACCGGCCUCCUCAAUAAUAUCGGAACCCACGUGGAUCCGAUCCUGCUCAUCCAUCGCAUUAAAGAAGGCAUGGAGAUCCCGAACCUCCGAGACUCACUAGUGAAAAUCCUGCAGGACUACAAUCUGCAGAUUCUGCUGAGGGAAGGAUGUAAGAAGAUCCUGGUGGCCGACUCGCUCUCUCUGCUUCAGAAGAUGCACCGAACGCAGAUGAGAGGAGUCAGAGUCGAUGAGGAGAACAUUUGUGAAUCCUGUCAUGCUACCAUAUUACCAUCAGAUAUGGCCAAAGCCUUCAGCGUGGUCGUGUUUCACUGCAGACACAUGUUUCAUAAAGAAUGUCUACCGUCCGCAGGAACAAUUCCUGGCGUGCAGUUCUGCAACAUCUGCAGUGCGAAGAAGCGCGGGCCAGGAAGUGGAAUCCUGGAGAUGAAAAAGUAACUCGCAGCAUUUAUUAUUAAUGCUUUUUAUCCUUUUUCCCCUGUUGCCCCCCUUGC
Messenger RNA from Scomber japonicus (chub mackerel), 713 nucleotides. RefSeq names its product VPS41 subunit of HOPS complex (gene vps41). The record is from RefSeq and is a predicted model, not a curated record. Bases 1 to 657 code for a protein of 218 amino acids. Lineage: Eukaryota; Metazoa; Chordata; Actinopteri; Scombriformes; Scombridae. Gene Ontology annotation, cellular component: late endosome; HOPS complex. The transcript has 8 exons. Gene Ontology annotation, biological process: vesicle-mediated transport; cellular response to starvation; protein targeting to vacuole. Gene Ontology annotation, molecular function: protein binding.